GCAUACAUGAUGCAUACAUAGAUUAUUUUGAAAUAUUAAUUUUUAUUGUGUAUUACAAGAAUAUAAUCUUUUCUUGGUUUAGUGUGUGAUCGAACACUCAGCUGUCUUUUCAUUUUUUCUUCAUCUUUUUUUGUUACAGAUACCUAUUUUCCGAUUCCUUUCACCUACACUUCAGGUUCCGCGUUUUACGUUCUGUCUACUUUUGUUAUUCGAUGGAUGCGACGUAAACCGUAAUUACGUCACAAAAUGUUAUCAGCUCAAUUGAAAUAAUAAUCGUUCCCUUUCUUUUUUUAUGGUGACGGAGUCAAAGCGGUGCAAUUAAAGCGGUCGACAGUAUGAAUAUAAUUGAGAAGAAAUGAUCAAGCAUCAAAAUAGUUUUAGGUUUGGCGAUUAUCUAAAAUCUACAUAACCUAUUCAAAUUCCGUUGACGUUUCCUUUCGGCGGGAAUCUCGAAAUAUUCAUGAUUAUUAUCAAGUCUGCCUGAAAAUGCCGCCGAAUCUUCUGAAAAGCAGCUUGGAGAACGCUUCCUUUAAUAUUAUAUUUCAGAUAUUCUGCCGCUGUAUCACAUUUGUCUUGAACGCAUUUGUUGUUCGGCAUGUAGGCCAAGCAGUCUUAGGUGUCAUUAAUGUGAGAUUGUUGCUGCUGGAAUCUAUGAUACUAUUCUUGUCGCGUGAACCAUUCAUGAAAGCAUGUUUGACUAAUACAGCAGAGCAUAAUUGGGCUCAAGUUGUGAAUCUUCUCUGGCUAACAGUACCUAUAUGCAUUGUGAUGUCCUUCCUGUUUGGAUACAUUUGGUUGUUCCUACUCUUUACUACAGAAGCAUUACCACCGUACUACACAUUUGCAGUUUGGGCAGUUGGAUUAUCGUGUAUCAUAGAACUGUCUUCCUUAAUUGUUCAAUUGGUCGCGAGUGCAUUUCUAUUCGUUAGGCUUAAAAUAAUUCUCGACACCAUUAUGAUCACUGUACGCACCUUGACAUUCGUCCCGCUAAUAUUAUAUCAUCCGGAUAAUGCACUACUUGCAUUUGGCAUAGCUCAACUUGUUGCGGCAAUAUUUUACACUACUAGUCACUACGUGUAUUUCCACUAUCAUAUCGCAAAACUGAACAAAUGCGUACAGAAGCGGAGAAUGUCUCUGAAAGAUAGCAGUGACGAGUAUGUGGUGAGAGAAUUUCCUUUUCACGACGUAAAGGAUUUCUUACCGGGCCAGCUGGCAAAUAAUGAUCCGUAUCUUGAUAGAAAGUUAACUGUUCUCACAUGGAGCUUCUUUAGGCAAGGAAUACUAAAGCAAAUUUUGACAGAAGGCGAGAGACUAAUCAUGACUAUAAUGCCGGUACUGACGUUCACAGAACAGGGUAUCUACGAGGUUGUGAAUAAUUUAGGCUCAUUGGCCGCUAGAUUUAUUUUCCGUCCAAUUGAAGAAAGUGGAUACUUCUACUUCACGCAGAUGAUAAAGAGGGACAAAACCAUAUCUGAUCAGAAUCCAAUGAAGGUACAAGAGAGCGUGAAUGUCUUGAUGCACUUGUGCUCAAUCGUCAUGUCUAUCGGUCUAAUCGUUCUGGUGUUCGGUCAAUCUUACUCGAGUACGUUACUCUGGCUGUACGGCGGCUCGAAGUUAACCUUGCCUUUACCUAUCCUCCUCCUGAGAACACAUUGCCUCGCGGUAUUAUUGCUGGGAAUUAACGGUGUGACAGAGUGCUACACCAAUGCGACGGCCGACAGCGCGACCAUAAACAAGAGUAACUUGAUCAUGGUCUACGAAUCGAUCGCGUUUCUGGGCGCAUCGUAUUUAUUCGCCACUUGGUUUGGCCCAGUCGGCUUUAUCCUCGGCAAUUGUGUCAACAUGAGUCUGAGAAUCGUGCACUCCGCGUUGUUCAUCAACAGGAGACAUCAGGAGACGAUCUAUCGUCCCUUACGCGGAUUAGUCCCGAAGCCGAUGUUUUCCGCCUCUUUACUUGUAGCCGCGCUCAUCACGAAUUUGUCACACGCAUAUUUUUUCCCGGCUGAGAAACUAUUGCACCUAUUGGUUGGCAUGGUGAUGUUCACAAUCGUACUAAUGUCUUGGAUGUAUGAGCAUUACGAAUUGAUCAGGCUCGGCACAAACAAGUGGUAUGAAAGAAGAAGAAGCAAGCAAAGGAAGAGCGAGUGACCUUAGACUUUUGUGCUGUGAAUUAUUCUAUUUAUGAUAAUAUACAAAUUCACUACAGAUUAUAGCUGCAGUGCAUGAAGGCUCUCUCUGUUAUAAAUCUUGGAGAAUUGUAAUAUAAUUACACCUAUUUUCUACAA
Molecule: messenger RNA, 2285 nt
Organism: Odontomachus brunneus
Lineage: Eukaryota; Metazoa; Arthropoda; Insecta; Hymenoptera; Formicidae
Product: protein RFT1 homolog
Exons: 8
Coding region: 487-2148 (553 amino acids)
Biological process (GO): glycolipid translocation; dolichol-linked oligosaccharide biosynthetic process
Cellular component (GO): endoplasmic reticulum membrane
Source: RefSeq, a predicted model, not a curated record